ACACAUAUUCGCCGCGCUGUGUAUUCUGGGAACACACAGCAGUUUCAAGAUGGCGGCGAGCAGGAGGCUGGCCAAGGAACUUGAAGAGAUUCGCAGAUCUGGAAUGAAAAACUUCAGAAACAUUCAAGUGGAGGAAUCUAACCUGUUGUCAUGGCAAGGGCUCAUCGUCCCCGACAACCCUCCUUAUGACAAAGGUGCGUUCAGAAUCGAAAUCAUUUUCCCCACUGAGUACCCCUUCAAGCCUCCCAAGAUCACGUUCAAGACAAAGAUCUAUCACCCCAACAUCGACGAGAAGGGCCAGGUGUGCUUGCCUGUGAUCAGCGCAGAGAACUGGAAGCCUGCCACCAAAACUGACCAAGUAAUUCAGUCCCUCAUCGCGCUGGUCAACGACCCCCAGCCGGAGCACCCCCUCAGGGCAGACCUAGCAGAAGAAUACUCAAAGGACCGUAAAAAAUUCUUGAAGAACGCUGAAGAGUUUACAAAGAAAUACGGCGAAAAGCGGCCAAUGGACUGAUCACCUGACGAGCGUGUAGCCCUUUCUCUGUCUCUUUCUCCCCCCUCCCCCCCUCUCCUAUCUCACCUGCCCAACCAAAUACCAACCCCCCCCUCCUCCUCCUCCCCUACACCGAUCCUCCCUGCAGUCCCUCCCCAUCCAGGACUCUCUGUGGAUCAGACAGCUUCCUCUUAACUACCGCUCGUCCUCCUCGGCCAUAAAUCUCCAUUUCUAACUUUCUACUCUUUUCUUAAUGUGAAAUAAAACGGGAAAAUAAAUUCUAAGCGAAUGAAACGUUUAGACGAAGAGUUAGAUGGAAAGCCUAAGUAAAGUGUAAUUGUCUUUUCUUUUCCUUUGUGUUGAAUAGAUCUCACUUAGACUUUUCUCGAGUAUUUUUCGCAAAGCAGGAAAACCGGACGAUAACAAAUUUAUUCUUCUUUCCCACCGUCGAUAAUCUUUAAGCUAAAAAAAAAAAAAACCAGCAAAGCGAGACAGAAAGAAGAGAAGCUGUCAGUAGCAAACGUUCCCCUCACUCGCCUCUCUUAGACGUGCACUGUGCUCUAUGGGACCCCCCCCCCCUCCCCUCUGUUUGUAACACACUGAGCAGGCCGUACAUUAGUGGAAUUGUUCUCACUGAAAACGUGACGGAAGGUUCUUAAGUGAGAGAAAACAAAGUAAAUUGGUUCCAUGUUAUCGUGAGCCAGCCCUAAAGGCGACGGCUUUUGUGAUCUUUUUUUUUUUUUCUGUCUUUAUUAGUAAUCGUUUUGCUUUCUUGAUUGGCACUUGGUGCAAAUAAAAUCGGUAACGCAGGAAGAACCCCUUUUGCUUAAUUUGAAUCUUCAACGCAUGUCUCCCAAUAUCACACCGAUCACAUUCGACACAGAGCCCUUUACCACACACACAUAUUCCAGCAGGCAGACGGACUGUCGGCUGCCCAGCCUGUCGGGAGGAGGAGCAGGAGGGGAGGAGGAGAAGCUGGAGAAGGAUGCACUCGGCUGGAAUGAAGCUCAGCUCCUGGAGGCGGUCCUAAAAACAAGCACCUUGAAGGAAGCUGGGAGAGGGCUGGCUGUCCGGGGGGUGUGUCAGGACACGAAAAAGGGACUGCAGUGGCCAAAAAUACAAAAAAAAACAUCAUGUAACAGCUGUUUGAUCUGGUCCCAAUAUUGUUUCAUAAUAAAGAUGGCUAACCAUUUGGCCUCACUGUC
This is a messenger RNA of Anarrhichthys ocellatus (wolf-eel), 1698 nucleotides long. Its product is annotated as ubiquitin-conjugating enzyme E2 L3. The record is from RefSeq and is a predicted model, not a curated record. NCBI's taxonomy places the organism in Eukaryota, Metazoa, Chordata, Actinopteri, Perciformes, Anarhichadidae. Bases 50 to 514 code for a protein of 154 amino acids. The transcript is spliced from 4 exons.